This is a messenger RNA of Anthostomella pinea, 1146 nucleotides long. Lineage: Eukaryota; Fungi; Ascomycota; Sordariomycetes; Xylariales; Xylariaceae. The record is from the annotation of a GenBank genome assembly.
AUGGACUUCACUUACGCUGAAGAGACUACCUGGUCUGUCAACGCGGCUGUGCCGCAGGCACCUGCUCCCUACAACCCCACUGAAAUGUUCAUAGACCCAGCCCUGUUUUCAGAGGGCGAUGUGUCUUGGGCUGAUCCCUCGUUCUUGCCAGUAGAUGCGCUGCCCUUGGGGGAUACGCCCGCUACCGGACAAAUUGACCAAUCUCCAGUGGAGAUGUCUGCAUACCCAGAAGAACCCCUGAUGCAGUUUGAUGCACCAUUGCCUCCCACAUCUUGGGGUGCCCAACCGUUUCCAGGACAGCACUGUUACAACUGUGGUGGUUUUCAACACCACCCCCAGCAGAUGCAGCCUAUGCCGUGGUACAACCCAGCCUAUCCUGCCGGACAGAUGAUGUUGCCGAUGUCAUACCCGACUUACCCAGCGCAGUGGCCACCAGUCCAGGAGCCUACGCCUCCAGUCAAGGUAGAGUCGGACAUGGAGGAUGCAGAGACGCCGAGCUUCGAGCGCAGGAGAACGAUGCACAGCCGCAGACUGCGAGCCAGAGGGGGACAUGCAGAGGGCAGCCUCCGAGAGCUAGAUUCGGAGCCGUCCCAGAAGGAGGUCGCAAAGAAAAUAUCUUCAGAGGAGAGGCUGGCAAAGAAGCUAGUGAAGCAAGCGCUGAAAGAGCGACGCAUCGCCCAGGGCGAUCUGCCAGAGUCUUUGGAGACCCCCUUGAGCGAGCUACUAAGAGAUGUAGAUGCGCAGGACAUCGACAUCGAGGCGUUCGCUAACCGCAGUAUCCAAACCCGCCUACGGGAGAACCAGAACAGUGGCGGGCGUAUCAAGCGGCCUGUCAACGCCUUCCUCCUCUACCGGAAAGCCAUCCAGAACCGAGUCAAAGCGUACCUCAAGGGCCAGAACGGCCAGAACCAUCAGCUUAUUUCUUCGUAUGCGGGACUUGGCUGGAAGAGCGAGACGCCGGAGGUGCGCGAGUGGUACCGUCGUCUGGCCGCGAUUGAGAAAAAGAACCAUGGCAAGGCCUUUCCCACGUACAAGUUCCAUCCUGGCGUCAAUAAGUCUAAGAAGGCGGCCGCGCGAAAAGCCCGGGAGACUGCGGCGGAAGACUCGGAGAGCGAGUUGUCUGAGUUGUCUGACAGCGAAUUCUGA